AUGUCUUACGAAACCUCUCGCGAAGCCAGAGUCGUGUUUGAGAAAGGGAACCAUCAUGCUCUUGAGAACAGCAUCAUCUUAGUGUAUGCAUUACAUGACGUCACGCCCCAAGACGUUCAGCAGGCCUGCGAGAUCGCGACCGAGACUUUCGCAAAGAAGAUCUUGAACUGGCCAAAUGGAAGACUCAAGAAGCCAGAGAUCUUCAAAGUUGAGACCCACGAUGGACAACUGAGGGAUUCCAACGAUUGCUUUGAACGAUUUGUUAACCAUCUGCAUGACGUCUUUGAAGCGUCACCACCCAAAGACCUACCUGUGUACCCUCACGCGUUCGUGAUUAUGGACGGAAGCUGCUUGGAGAAGGAUGCAACUGCUAUGCUGGUUCUUGCGUAUAAGCCAGAGGAUGAAUGGAGAGUUGGCCAUUGUCGCGUGCCCAUUGAGGUUGAGCUUGGGUUGGUGGUUGAGAGCUUGAGGUUGGGCGAUGUGACGGAAACAGAUAUGCUUGAUCAGUUUGGCCAUUAG
Messenger RNA from Fusarium musae, 519 nucleotides. RefSeq lists its product as uncharacterized. The record is from RefSeq and is a predicted model, not a curated record. Lineage: Eukaryota; Fungi; Ascomycota; Sordariomycetes; Hypocreales; Nectriaceae. The coding region runs from base 1 to 519 and encodes 172 amino acids. The transcript has a single exon.